AUGGAAAUUCGAGCAACAACUGGCCGUGCUGUUCGCGAGAUGUCCGAAGGAAUGUAUUAUUUUUCGAACGAUAAGCGAUCACUGAUGAUGGGAGUAAGAUUAAAUGAGCCUACCGAGACCGAUAUCCAUAAGCUAGGCUGGUUACGGAAAGAUGGAAGCUCGUGGUUUAUCAGAAAUGGAAUUAUUAAAAUCACUGAUUCCCAGCACGUAACAGUGGAGAAUUGCAAAGAGCAGCGUUAUUUGACGCGAUACAAUGCCGAAUACUUUGUGAUGCACGGGGAUCGGAUCUCAGAAUUGGAUCUCGGAUAUCGGGUAGAGGAACAAAAUUGGAUCGAACGAGCUGAAAUCUCAAGCGACGAUCGGGUGAUUCGAGUGGUUCAUGCUGAAGGUACCGUAAUACACGUCAGUAUCAGCAGCGGUACCAGGCCUUUAAUUGUUCGCCACGCAUCACAUCUUCUGACAUUCAACGGAACAAUUCGCAUGGAUGAGCAGUCCAAUCGGUUCCUCAAUUUAACUAUUUUGGGCGGUAAAGGUACCUUGAUAGGCUACGUUCAUCGAUCGGAGGAUAAAUCGGGCACUGACUGGAGUUUCAGUGUGGAGAUUGGCACAGCAACAAGGACGAGGUUUAUCGCAACAGUAGGGGGAAUUCCUCCAGGGAUAACCUCCGAUCGUUACGUCUGCUUGCAACCAGCCGGUGAUGCUAAUGCAGAACAAUGUAAAUGGUUGAAGUACGAGGCAUCACCACUGCGUGAGCGGCAUGUGGCGCAUCGCUGGCAAGCUGGAAUCGGUGACUGUCCGGGCUGUAAUGAGCGAGGAUUCGAGAAUUUUUUGCAGAAGCUUGACCCACGUCAGUGGCUUGAUGGUCUGAAUUCAACAACGGAAGUGGUGACCUGCGCACUCGAAAUAGCCCUCAUUGUGCUCAGUCUUUUAGUAACAUUGAUGAUAUGUACCAAAUGUAUUAUACCGCUGGCCAGGUGGACCAUCUGCUCCAGUAGCAGUAAACAGUAUAAGAAAUAG
Molecule: messenger RNA, 1017 nt
Organism: Gongylonema pulchrum
Lineage: Eukaryota; Metazoa; Nematoda; Chromadorea; Rhabditida; Gongylonematidae
Source: the annotation of a GenBank genome assembly